AAAGCGCAGAGGAAGAAGUCGUGUAUACCCUCUCUCUCCUCCCUCAUUUCACUCUCCAUUCGCCAUCUUCACCUUUGCUUUCUCCGUUCAAACUUCAUCCCCUCAUUUCAAAUAUUAUCAUUAAAUUAAAUUCUUUUUUUUUUCAGUGUAAAAUAUUAUCUCCUCGCAGUUAUAUAUAUACAUACACGAAACUUGUAUCUAUACAGCUCACAUCUCGAACUCUAUGAUUAGUCUCUCUCUCAUCACUGAUUACGGCUAGGGUUUCAUCUUCACAUUUCUCUCUCUAUAUCUACAUCUGUAUCUAUAUAUAAUCAAUUGAUUUUUAUUUUUUAAUCGGAAAUUAGUGUUAUUGAGCUCAAUUACGCAUGAGAGUCUUGUAGAUUAGUAGAUCUGAAGGAGCAGCUGAGGUUUCUGAGUAUAUAAUAUGAGUAAUAGGACUAAUGAAAGCGAAGACAAGAUGGAGGCCAAUGAUUACAUGGAUUCACCAUCAACUGAGGAAGCAACCAGUGAAGGGAACAUGACUGGUGGUGGGCUUUUAAAGAAAGGCCCCUGGACAUCUGCAGAAGAUGCCAUUUUGGUUGAUUAUGUAGAGAAGCAUGGAGAGGGAAACUGGAACGCUGUCCAAAAGCACUCAGGACUCUUUCGCUGUGGAAAAAGCUGUCGUCUUCGCUGGGCAAAUCACCUUAGACCGGAUCUUAAGAAAGGUUCGUUUACGCCUGAUGAAGAGCGGCGCAUCAUAGAACUUCAUGCUAAGAUGGGAAACAAGUGGGCUCGAAUGGCUGCAGAGUUACCUGGACGUACUGACAAUGAGAUAAAAAAUUUCUGGAACACAAGAAUUAAAAGACGACAACGGGCUGGCUUGCCGAUUUACCCCCCUGACAUCUGUUCGCAGUCCUUCGAUGAGAAUUCCCCAAGUCUAAACAUGGGUAGAUUCUCAAGUGGUGAAACACCCAAUCCUGAAUUCUUACCAACCAAUAACUUGGAGAUUCCAUCUGUCGAGUUCAAAGGUUUGGGAGUAAACCAAGAGCUCUAUCCAUCUUUUGUUAAUAUUCCUGCAGGUAACUUUCUUUCAGCGGGUCUCAGUCCUUCCUGCAGUAAUAGCAUUCUGUACUCAAAAAUGCAUCCAGCUAAGCGUCUUCGAGAAUCAGAAUUGUCACUUCCUGGUUUUGGUGCUGUUCAUCCUGCACUCGAACAGUAUAAUGAUGAUUUUCAAACUGCCAGCAAGUCCUUCAGGACUUCAUAUGAUCAUGAUAUAUCAUCAUCCUCGUAUUUACCUUCGGGCAGCCAUGCCCUUAUAAAUGGCAACUCUUCUUCUUUACCCAUCUCUUGGGCAAUGAAGCUAGAGCUCCCUUCACUCCAAUAUUCACAUUCUCAAAUGGGAAGCUGGGCCUCACCCUCCCCACUGCCUUCCCUUGAGUCUGUUGAUACUCUAAUCCAAACUCCUCCAAGUGAGCAUGCAGAGUCAGGUCAUCACUCCCCGCAGAAUAAUGGCCUAUUGGAAUCUAUACUGUAUGAAUCACGAGCUCUGAAAAACACAAAGAAUAAUUCAUGUGGGCAGACUCCAAACACCGAUGCCCCUGCAAAUGGUGCUGACAGUUCAUCACAGCUCCAUGAUGCAUCACAGCUCCAUGAUGCAGACUGGGAUUCUUGUGGCGACCCAAACUCUCCUCUUGGUCAUUCUACUGCCUCGGUAUACCGCGAAUGUACUCCUGUCAGUGGAAACUCAUUGGAUGAACCUCAGUUGAUGAAGACUCUGCCAGUUAAGCAAGAAAAGCCCGACUGGGUUUCAAUGACAAACGGUAAUGAAACGGAUGGAAAUUCCCGUCACUUGAACAUUUCCAGGCCAGAUUUUCUUCUCGACUCAAAUUGGUUUGGCCUUAGUGCUGAUUAUGGCAAGGAUUAUUUCAUCUUAAGAGAUGCUAUCGGAGCACUUCUUGCUGAGGAUGUUGCCUGAGUUAUUCGCGAUGCACCUUUUUUUUAGGUCAAGGGCGAUGGUACUCAUAAAAAGGAGAUGCUUAUUAUCUUCUGCUUUCUUAUAAUUGAACUGAGAUUUCUGUCAAAUCCUUAGCACACCUUUUAUUACAUGGCUCACAGAAAGUUCCCCAUUUCUGAAAGGGUUGUUAUGAACAACAUUCCGGUAUUGUAACUUGACUGUGGAUGUAAUAUUUCUUGUACUUCUCCCGUACUUUGAUCUUUGUAAACAUUUGGCAGCUCUUUUAUGAUUUCUUGAACUUC
This is a messenger RNA of Daucus carota subsp. sativus, 2235 nucleotides long. Its product is annotated as transcription factor GAMYB. The record is from RefSeq and is a predicted model, not a curated record. Lineage: Eukaryota; Viridiplantae; Streptophyta; Magnoliopsida; Apiales; Apiaceae. The transcript is spliced from 4 exons. Bases 425 to 1954 code for a protein of 509 amino acids.